Molecule: messenger RNA, 1083 nt
Organism: Mycotypha africana
Lineage: Eukaryota; Fungi; Mucoromycota; Mucoromycetes; Mucorales; Mycotyphaceae
Product: cdp-diacylglycerol-serine O-phosphatidyltransferase-like protein
Exons: 4
Coding region: 125-823 (232 amino acids)
Biological process (GO): phospholipid biosynthetic process
Cellular component (GO): membrane
Molecular function (GO): phosphotransferase activity, for other substituted phosphate groups
Source: RefSeq, a predicted model, not a curated record
UUUUUUUUCUGAGUUGUUGAAAAAAAAAAAAAAAAAACCUCUCUUCUUUUCUUAUUUCAAUUUCCCAAUCUAUUCCCCUUGUUGUAUCCAACAAACAACCUCCUUUUUUCUAUUCGAGUAAAAGAUGACAUCAGCCACUUCUGAAAAGGAUAAAGUGAAAUUAUCUCAAGUGGAUUCAAGCAAUCCUAGUGAGACACCUGUGGUUGUAGGCCAUUUUUCUAUGGUUCGCAACUUUUAUCUGGCGGAUAUCAUUACAUUGAUGAACGGUGUUUGUGGCAUCCAAUCUGUCCUGUUCUCCAUGCGUUACUUGACAACCCAUAACGAAAGGGAUUUAUGGACGUCCAUGUACUUUAUGCCUUUUGGUAUGUUUUUUGAUUUCAUGGAUGGUCGAGUCGCUCGUUGGAGAAACAAUUCCUCUCUACUUGGUCAAGAAUUGGACAGUUUGGCAGAUCUCAUUUCGUUUGGUGUAGCUCCAGCUGCUUUAGCUUAUGCAGUGGGUAUGCGUACCGUGUUGGAUACAUUUGCAUUGACUUAUUUCGUCUGUUGUGGUAUCGCUCGUUUGGCACGGUACAAUGCCACGGUCGCUCUCGCUCCCAAAGAUGCCACUGGCAAAGUCCAUUAUUUUGAAGGCACACCUAUACCCACUUCGUUAGCCUUGGUCGGUAUCAUUGCUUACUACGUAUGCCACGGUCAAAUUCUAGACGCUUUGCCAGGACAGUUGAUCAAAAUCACCACGGAUUGGGACCUGCAUCCUUUUGUCUUGUUGUACGUCUUGAGCGGUACUUUGAUGAUUUCCAAGACAUUACAUAUUCCAAAGCCUUGAAAAAAAACAAAAAAACAAAAACGGAUUCUCCCAAAACUAUUUAUUUUCGCUUACUUGAUAUAAAAAAGUGUCCCAUGGCCAUCCACACAAGUGUCUUUAGGGUGCAGAAAGAGAUGUGGGGUAAAAAAAAAAAAAAAAGAGGGCCAAUAAAGCUUCUUUCAUAGAUUAGGAUUGUCUUCUAAAUGGAACAUGUUUUUCCCUUUUUUUUUUAAUUUUAAUUUUGUGAAAAAAGGUGUGAAUAAAAUUGCGAGUGAAUGAAC